Dictyostelium discoideum AX4 is the source of this 1848-nucleotide messenger RNA. RefSeq lists its product as hypothetical. The record is from RefSeq and is a predicted model, not a curated record. Lineage: Eukaryota; Evosea; Eumycetozoa; Dictyosteliales; Dictyosteliaceae. The transcript is spliced from 2 exons. The coding region runs from base 1 to 1848 and encodes 615 amino acids.
AUGUCAACAAAUAAAAAAAUUAAAACAGAUAAUAAAAAUAAAAUAUUUCAAGAUAUUAUUGAUUUUGAAAUUUUAAAAUCUAUAAUCAAUUAUUUAUUAAUCAGCAACAAAAAUAAAAAUAAUAAUAAAAAUAGCAAUACCUGUAAUCAAUAUAAAAUUAAUAAAUUUUAUUUUAAUAGAAAUGAAAUAUUAAAUUAUAUAUUAGUUUCAAAAAAGUGGUAUAAUUUUAUAUCAUUAACAAUAUCAAAUAAUAUUAUUAAUAAUAAAUUAUUUGAACAUUGGUUAAUUAAUAAUAAUAUAAAUAAUUCAUUUAUUGAAAAUUAUAAUAAUCAAAAUCAAUAUGAUAAAAAUAAUUUAAUUUUUGAUAGUGAUAAAAAAAAUAAAAUUAAUUUUAAUAAAGAGUUUUCAAUUAUAAAAAUCAAAGAAUCAAUAAUCAAUGAUUAUUUUAAAUUCAAUUUAUUUUUACAUAAGAUUACAAUUGAUGAUUUUAAAGAAAUUAAAAAUAAAUUUGAAAAUAAUCAAUUACUUUAUAAUAGAAUUGUAGUUAAUAUUUGUAUUAUUGAAUUCACACCAUAUAAUAGUGAAUUAUAUGAAUAUGUAUCAAAUGAAAAUUCAGAAACCAUAUCAAAUUUAUUUAAAAUAUUAGAAUUAAAUUGUGAUAAUUCGUUGGAAUAUGGUUAUAUUCCAGUUUCUGAAGAGGGAGAUAAACUUAAUAACAAAUACAAUGGGUUAUAUUUAAAUAAUUUAUCAAUUGAUGGUUUUGAUACAUAUGUAGAUGAAGAUGAAGAUACAUUAAAGAUUUUUAAUAUUUUAAAAGGUAAAAAUAUAAUUUAUGGAGUAUAUGAUACUAAAAGUAAUGAAAGUCCAACACAUAUCAAUUAUUCAGCAUUAUUUGAUCCAGAUAAUUCAGGUCAACAAGUUGAAUCAAUUAAAGUACAAUGUUGUACUGAUUAUGAAGAGGCUGUUGAAGCACGUCAUUUAAUCAAAGUUAAUCAAUUUGAAAAUUUACAUUCAAUUACAAUACCAAUUAAUUCAUUUCAAAUAUUAUCAAACUUAUCUGAAGAAAUGGAAUUUCAUACAUUAUACCGAAAUAGGGCAGAAUUAGGUAAUUCAGGAAAUAUGAAAUCAGAAUUAAAUCAAAUGAUCAAUUCAUUCAUUACAAGUAAAUCUUUAAAGAAUUUAAAUAUCAAAUCGGAAAAUUCAAUUGAACACUUUCAUCCAAAUCAUUAUUAUGAUGGUAAUAGUGAUCAUGAAAUUUUUGUUAAUAAAAUAAAUGAAACUAUAGAAUCAUAUUCAAAUUCAUUUAAACCAUUAUUUUCAGAAUUAAAUACAUCAAUUGAAAGAAUUGAAUUUGAUUGUAUGGGUUUAUUAAAUAUCGAUACAUUUUCAAAUUUAUUAAAUAAUAAAUCAAUUAAAUAUUUAUCUUUAUAUGGUAAUAGUGAUUUCAUUGUUUACUCAUCAAAACCAACUGGUGAUAAUGGUGGUAGUAAAUUACAUGAAGAAACUAUUUCAAUUAAUCAAUAUUUAUUUGAAAAUAUAUUUACAUCACCAUUAACACCAAUUAGACAUUAUAAAAUUAAUAUCAAAAAUUCAAAACAAAUAAAAUCAAUAUUUAAUUUAAUAUUAAAUAAUAUUUUUAAAUUACAAUUAUAUUCAUUAAUAUUUGAAUUUAAUGAAAACGAAUUAAUUUGUGAAUUUGUUAAAGAAUUUAAAAAUUUAAUAAAUAAUAUUUCAAUACAACUACAACAAGAACAACAAGAACACCAAAAAUCAAAAAACAUAAAUUUAAAAGAAAUUAAAAUUAAAAUUAAUAACGAUAAUGAAUAUUCUCAAGAAUUAAAUAUAUAA